Paramecium tetraurelia is the source of this 693-nucleotide messenger RNA. RefSeq lists its product as uncharacterized. The transcript has a single exon. The record is from RefSeq and is a predicted model, not a curated record. Lineage: Eukaryota; Ciliophora; Oligohymenophorea; Peniculida; Parameciidae.
AUGAGCUCUAUUACGUAAUUAGAUUAGGAAUAUAGAAUGUUAUUUGAGCAAAUUAUGGGAAUGCUCGAUCAAUUGUCAUCAAUUAGUUUGGAAUUUGUAAGCUCCAAAUUAACAUUUCUAGAAAAAUACUCUUAAACUUUAAAAUCUUCAUAAGUGGAUGCUCGACAACAUAGAAAUAAUUAAAUAAAAAAUCUCAUCGAAUAUGUUAAAAUGCAUCGCAAAUCCAAAGUUCGAUCUGUGAUUCAUUCCCCAUCCAAUAGGACAUUCCAUCAUCACCAUCACAACUCUUUGGAUAUGCAGGAUGUCCAAUUAAAAGAUAACAUCUCUGUGAUUCCCAACUCUAGUACUGCUCCUUAAAAAAGUUUAAGUGACACCAAGCUUGUGCAUACAAAAACUAUUAAAAACAUGCUAUAAAAGAUGGUUUCUAAAAAGAACAGCUCGCCUUAGAAAAGUGCAACAGAACCCUUAAUUAAAAUACUUGAAAGUGCAAUGGCUUUAUUGGAAACACACUAGUAAUUCUAUUAAGACGACUAUGAUUAAUUAAAGAAAGAAUACGAUGAAGUAUUAUUAAAUAAUCCAUAAAUUAUGGCCAAAGUAAGUUUGCAGAAUAAAUCAAGCAAAAUUAAGGAAAACUUGAACUCUCUAAUUGAAACUUAAAAAUCGUUCAAAUCCUAUUUGAAUUCUAUAAUGUGA